Molecule: messenger RNA, 534 nt
Organism: Anopheles arabiensis
Lineage: Eukaryota; Metazoa; Arthropoda; Insecta; Diptera; Culicidae
Gene: Mkp
Product: dual specificity protein phosphatase 19
Exons: 1
Coding region: 1-534 (177 amino acids)
Biological process (GO): protein dephosphorylation; regulation of MAP kinase activity
Cellular component (GO): cytoplasm
Molecular function (GO): JUN kinase phosphatase activity
Source: RefSeq, a predicted model, not a curated record
AUGGAUGGUAGCCGUAAGAUAUUCCGCAACAAUUGCGAAAUCGAUGCCCCGCCCCGGCUGGGCUUCAUCGUGGACAACAGUCCCGAUCAGGUGCCGGCCUGUAUCGUUUCGCAAUUUCUGUACCUCGGUUCGCAGGACUGCGUGCGACCGGAGGUGCUGGAGAAGUACGGCAUCACACACGUGCUCAGCGUUGGCAUAGAAACGCCACCGUUCGACGAGUUGCGAACAGAAGGCGAACAGCAACAGCCCCGGGUAGAAAGCCGGUUUGUCGAGUGCUUGGAUCUUCCGGAAACGAAUCUGGCCGAGGUGCUGGUCAAAACGAAUGCCUUCAUAGACGGCUGCAGGGCGUGCGGGGGGCGCGUACUGGUGCACUGCAAUGCUGGCGUGUCGAGGUCGACGUCGGUGGUUGUGGGCUAUCUGAUGGAGCGGUGUGAUCAAUCGUUCAUGCAGGCAUUCGGAACGGUCAAGAGCAAGAGACCAUGCGUGCAACCAAAUGCUGGUUUUAUUAAACAACUGAAGCAAUUGCAAUCAUAA